AUGAGAAAGACCUUCGAAAUCUUUGUUGCUACAGUGGAGCUCAGCCAUACUGGGGUAUGCAUGCCCUCCCUCUCAGAAAAUUUUCCCCUUACUGACCACUGGGUUCUAGACUGGACACUUGACUCGAGUUCCAUCGAAGAUUUCGGAAAGUCUCCCAUUUUUGACGCAAAGACAGGAUUCGGAGGGAAUGGCGUUUUUAUCGACAUCAGUAGCUGGACAAACGUGACUAGGCAGGUUUCUGGAAGGACAGGAGGCGGGUGCGUUACUGAUGGCCCUUUCGCCAAGGGGGAAUUUGAAGUGCAUGCAGGUCCAGACAACUCAACUGCUUACAACCCGCGUUGCCUGGCCCGCGACGUCGCUGCAGAAUAUGGCAUCUCGAAGCUCAACCAAACCGUAGUCGACUGGACUCUUGGGGCUAAGGACUUCUUCGAGUUUGACCAGCGUGUCCAAGGCGGCGUCAGUGCUGAGUCUCAGGGAUAUCACGGUGGCGGCCAUCUCGCUAUUGGCGGCAGUCUCGGUGAGAUGGGCGACAUGUACUCUUCGCCUGGCGAUCCUAUCUUCUGGCUGCAUCACACUAACGUUGAUCGACUCUGGGAUAAAUGGCAGCGACUAGACUGGCCUGCUAGGAAGAGCGAUAUUAGUGGGCCGGACACCCAGUAUGCGUAUCCUUAUGACUUCUUCGGUGACAAGAAGUACAAGAAUAUCACACUUGCAUAUGUGAUGGACUUUGGCAACUUGCUUCCUGAUAGGCGGUAUAUCACUGUUGAGGAAGCUAUGGACACUCAAGGAGAGCGGCUAGGCUACACAUAUGACUCAUGA
Fusarium musae is the source of this 819-nucleotide messenger RNA. RefSeq lists its product as uncharacterized. The record is from RefSeq and is a predicted model, not a curated record. Lineage: Eukaryota; Fungi; Ascomycota; Sordariomycetes; Hypocreales; Nectriaceae. Gene Ontology annotation, molecular function: oxidoreductase activity. The transcript has 3 exons. Bases 1 to 819 code for a protein of 272 amino acids.